CUCUCUCUGCUCCCUUGCUCCACACUUUCACAGUUGCGCUCUUCUUAUUGUGAUUUUUAAACAAACUCAUGGUUUUUCAGUGGUCGGUAUCUGAAGCUGGACGUCUCCACUGUGAACGGACACGAGCUCUGAGUGCGUGUGCGUCAUCGGAGCGGCGCGUGCGGCGCAGCACGCCUCUCUGUGCCAAGUACAUAAAAGCUGCUCCGCUCAGACUUUCUCUGCAGUUUCCCUCCAAGUUGGGCUCACGGCACCAGCCCAGCAGAAGUCUGAUCUGGACCCAGCAUGGAUGUAAACCUGACGGGGGUCAGCGCGCUGGCGCAGCGGCUGUUUGGGAAUCACAGCUCAGAAAACGGCACGAGCGCUCCGAAACCCACCGAGGAGGACCUGGAAGUCAACACGGACGUUUACUCCAAGGUGACGGUGACGGUCAUCUACGCGGUUCUGUUCUCCGUGGGCUCUCUGGGGAACUCCAUCACCCUGUACACCCUGCUGACCAAGAAGAGCCUGCAGAACCUGCAGAGCACCGUGCACUACCACCUGGCCAGCCUGGCCGUGUCCGACCUGCUCAUCCUCGUGCUCUCCAUGCCCAUCGAGCUCUACAACUUCAUCUGGUUCCACCACCCGUGGGUGUUCGGGGACGCCGUGUGCAGAGGCUACUACUUCCUGCGGGACAGCUGCUCCUACGCCACCGCGCUGAACAUCGCGAGCCUGAGCGUGGAGCGCUACAUGGCCAUCUGCCACCCGUUCAAGGCCAAGAGCAUCAUGUCCCGGAGCCGCACCAAGAAGCUCAUCAGCGCCAUGUGGCUCGCGUCCUUCGCGCUCGCGACCCCGAUGCUCUUCAUCAUGGGCCAGGAGACGCGCCGAGGAGAGAAGAUCUGCACCGCCAUCGUGUCCGCGGUCACCAUGAAGGCUGUGCUGCAGGUCAACGCCUUCUUGUCCUUCGUGGUGCCCAUGGUGGCCAUCUCYGUGCUGAACGGGGUCAUCGCCAACCAGCUGCUGACCAUGUUCCAGGAGGCGGAACAAGACAACCGGGUCUGCCUCAGGCGAGGAAACCCCACCGUGCUGAACCUGGCGGUGGAGUCCAACCGGGCCCAGUCGCUCCGCCACGGAGUCCUGGUCCUCCGAGCGGUGGUCAUAGCCUUCGUGGUGUGCUGGCUGCCGUAUCACGCUCGCCGCCUCAUGUUCUGCUACGUCUCCGACUGGUCCGAUGACUUAUACGACUUCUACCACUACUUCUACAUGCUGACGAACGUCCUGUUCUACGUGAGCUCUGCCAUCAAUCCAGUCCUCUACAACCUGGUGUCGGCCACGUACCGCCAGGUCUUCUUCUCCACGCUGCGCUACAUCUUCGUGCCGUGCCGCCGCUCGCUCAGGGGGCAGCCGCACCCGCUGACCCGCCACUCCAUCAGCAUCUCCAGCAACCACACCCUGUCCACCAACAUCAUCAAAGAAACAACGUAUUAAAAGAAAACGCUCCCAUCAAACCUGUUUGGUGCCACAUUGUGAUCACUGGUUGAAAAGUAAAAAAAAUAUCAUUUAGGUUGGAAACCACUGACUGUUGUGAAACUGUGAUCAUCGUGACGGUGAAUAAAACAGAACAUGUUUUGACGUGUCGUCGUCCAGGAUGGUACGGAGAACAACGAAACCAAACUCCACCCAGUCCAGUGAAAAAUAAAUAUUAAAUUAAAAACUCAUCAAAGCACCUUGUCUGAGAAAACAGCCUCCAGCACCUCGGUUACAGCAUUUAGUUAAUCCUCUCUUCUGGUAUUUUGUGAAAUUAUUCUGUAAAUAAACCUGACUUUGUGAUGUCAUAAAAAAAACACAUUUUUAUUUUUAGUCCAUGCUAAAAUCUGUGAAAAUAAAAAGACUACCUCUCAUUAUUACCUCCUCAUUUUCCUGCAUGGACUGAUUCCAUAUCUGCAGAAUUAAUUUUAGUUUUUGGUGAAUAUCACAGCAAAUGUUCUUAUUGUACAGCUCAUACUCUGUAAUGUUGUAAAUACAGAAAACAGAAAGUUUGUUCUGACAGUAUUUUUUCAGUAAUCAGCACAGCCUGUUAAAAAUUUAAAAAGCUGAUCAGAGAGCAGGAGACUGAUUCAUUCAUGUUUGUGUGUUUAAUUAUGACAGAAGUUAUAUUUGUGUUGGAAAUAAAGUGAUUCUUAAA
This is a messenger RNA of Austrofundulus limnaeus, 2161 nucleotides long. It is a transcript of the gene ntsr1, whose product is annotated as neurotensin receptor 1 (high affinity). Gene Ontology annotation, cellular component: plasma membrane. The coding region runs from base 283 to 1464 and encodes 393 amino acids. Gene Ontology annotation, biological process: neuropeptide signaling pathway. The transcript is spliced from 4 exons. NCBI's taxonomy places the organism in Eukaryota, Metazoa, Chordata, Actinopteri, Cyprinodontiformes, Rivulidae. Gene Ontology annotation, molecular function: G protein-coupled neurotensin receptor activity. The record is from RefSeq and is a predicted model, not a curated record.